Molecule: messenger RNA, 1467 nt
Organism: Cokeromyces recurvatus
Lineage: Eukaryota; Fungi; Mucoromycota; Mucoromycetes; Mucorales; Mucoraceae
Product: WD40-repeat-containing domain protein
Exons: 4
Coding region: 34-1347 (437 amino acids)
Cellular component (GO): nucleus
Molecular function (GO): protein binding
Source: RefSeq, a predicted model, not a curated record
CUUUUCUUCCUUUUUCUUCUAUUUUUAAUCAAAAUGGAUACGUCACGAAAUACACAUUAUUAUUCCUAUCCACAACAAAGGAUACCAGCACAAGAUACUGUUCAUUCUUCUCCACAAUCUAAAGAAAUAUACCAAUAUGACGCUCCAUGGCUUACUUAUGCUUUAGAUUGGUGUAAAACUCCAAAUGACCAUUUGAACUUUAGACUUGCUAUUGGUAGUUUUAUUGAAGACAGUAAUAAUAAGCUUCAAAUUAUUUCACGUACAGAUUUAUUACCUGAUACUAAUAUACCUAUCGACUAUAGAAAUGAUUUUACAGUAAUUGCAGAGACAGACUCAUAUUAUCCAAUCACAAAGGUUCUAUGGGAACCUAGGAGGAAUGAUGCAAGAAAUAAUGAUCUUUUAGCUACUACAGGAGACAUCUUGAGAAUUUGGGAACUAGUUGAUGAACCCAGAUAUUUAAAUACAAAUUCAAUUAAUAGUUCAAGUAGAACUAAUAAUAAUCGAACUAUACAAAAAUUAGUUAAAAAAGCCGAGUUAGUUAAUAUGAAGCAAACAGAUUUUAGUGCACCAUUAACAUCAUUUGAUUGGAAUGAAACGGAUCCUUCAAUAGUAGUUACAUCAAGUAUAGAUACAACAUGUACAGUUUGGAAUGUUGAAACAAAUCAAGCAAAGACACAGUUAAUUGCUCAUGAUAGUGAUGUAUAUGAUGUUGCUUUUAUGCAUGGCUCAGCAGAUACAUUUGCAAGCGUAGGAGCGGAUGGCUCUGUUCGUUUAUUUGAUCUUCGUUCAUUAGAACAUUCAACUAUCUUAUAUGAAGCUCCACCUAUAUCUACAAAUCAUCAAACAGUGGCUGGUAAUCCGAAUGCAGGUACAACAACUGUUCCUUUAUUACGUCUUCAAUUUAGUAGAAUGAAUUCAAAUCUUUUGGCUACCUUUCAUAUGGACUCAAAUGCAGUAGAAAUAUUAGAUAUUCGUUAUCCAAGUGCACCUAUCGCUGAGCUUUGUAAAAGUCAUAGUGGUAGUAUUAAUUGCAUAAGCUGGUCUCCAACCGAAUCUGGUCAAAUUGCAACUGGAGGAGAUGAUUCGCAAGUCUUGGUUUGGAAUAUUAAUCAUACAAGUAAUGAUAAUCGAAAUUCUACCUAUUAUCAAAAUAUGAAUGGUGUUUAUGGUAAUAAUAAUAAUAAUACUCAGCAAAGAUAUAAUGGACACCCAUCUCCACGUUCAAUUCAAGAUCCAUUAUUGGCUUAUGUAGCUGAUGCUGAAGUUAAUUCAAUUACUUGGAGUAAGUCUGCCCCUGAUUGGAUUGGUAUUGGUUUUGGAAGAACCAUUCAAGCACUCAGAGUGUAAACAGGCUUUUAGUUUAUUUUAUUUAUUUAUCUUUUUAUAUAUAUUUAUAUGUAUAUGAGAGAAAGAAAGAAAAAUAUAUAUAUUUUACAAUUCGAAAAGGGAGAAGAAAGACAAAUGAUU